This is a messenger RNA of Brenthis ino (lesser marbled fritillary), 600 nucleotides long. The record is from the annotation of a GenBank genome assembly. Lineage: Eukaryota; Metazoa; Arthropoda; Insecta; Lepidoptera; Nymphalidae.
AUGGCGUUGCCUAUUCGCCUUCUGCAACUUGUUGCAUUUUUGGAUUUGUUAGCUGUUGGUUUAAUAGUACCACUAAUACCAAAUCAUGUUCGACAAAUGGGAGGAAACCAUAUUUACAUUGGGCUUCUUGGGUCAAUUUAUGCAGGAUCCCAAUUCGGAUCAGGCCCUUUUAUUGGGAGUCUUAGUGACUUGAAAGGGCGUAAAUUUAUACUUAUCACUACCUUAUUGUUAUGCAGCAUUGCAUAUAUGGUCCUAAGUAUAACACAUUCUAUUGCUACAAUAUUAAUAAUAAGAGCAGUAUUAGGUCUAUUUAAACAAACACAAUUAUUAACAAAAGCCUUAGUUCCUGAUUAUGAGAAAGAUGAAAGAAAACAAUCUAAUAUUUAUGGUAAAAUGGCUGCUAUUUCUGGUGUGGGAAUUACAAUAGGACCUGUAAUUGGUGGUCACAUUGUAGAAGAUUUCCCUAGCCAGGGGUUCAAUUUUAUAGCAUGGAUUGUAGGAAUGUGUUUUAUAAUAAAUGCAGGUAUUGUUUACCUUCUCCCAAAGACUAUCCUUCUAAGAAAACAACAACAGGGCACUAAAAAUCAUCUCAAAAUAUUA